This is a messenger RNA of Entamoeba invadens IP1, 810 nucleotides long. Its product is annotated as molybdopterin biosynthesis moeb protein, putative. NCBI's taxonomy places the organism in Eukaryota, Evosea, Mastigamoebida, Endamoebidae. Bases 1 to 810 code for a protein of 269 amino acids. The transcript is spliced from 2 exons. Gene Ontology annotation, molecular function: URM1 activating enzyme activity; nucleotidyltransferase activity; thiosulfate-cyanide sulfurtransferase activity. Gene Ontology annotation, cellular component: cytoplasm. The record is from RefSeq and is a predicted model, not a curated record.
AUGCCGAGUAACCGCCAUUCGAAAGGUUCGAUAAACUCGAACUUGAAGAAAGUAGUCAUGUCCUCGAGUGAAUCCGACCAAUAUGUUCGUCACAACAUCCUUCCCGAGAUAGGUAUAGCUGGCCAAGAGAAGUUAUUAAAGAGUAAAGUAGGGAUAUUAGGAGCUGGUGGGUUAGGAAGUCCAGUCAUACAGUAUUUGACUUCCUUUGGUGUUGGUCACAUAUUAAUAGUUGACAACGACAUUGUCGAAUCCGUGAAUUUGAAUCGCCAAGUGAUUCACAACUCUGAGCGCAUUGGGAUGUUAAAAUCUGAGUCUGCUCAAAAGAGUGCACACCUCUUAAAUCCGAACAUAGAAAUACUUCAAAAGUCGGUCAGAGUUGAUGAGACCAAUGGUGUUGAAAUAUUUCAGGGGUGUGACGUGUUAGUGGACUGCUGCGAUAACCACCAAACUCGUUAUUUAAUCUCUUCUGUUGGUGUUAAACUUGGUAUUCCCGUCGUGACUGGUUCUGUCGUACGAUGGGAAGGUCAUGUCACUGUUUUGAAUUACAAGGGUGGACCUUGUUACAAGUGUUUAUAUCCAACAAUGCCAGCAGCUUCUUUAAAUGCAACUGCAAAGACUGCUGGAGUUGUUGGCACGAUAUGUGGUGUUAUUGGGUCUAUAGAAGCAAUGGAAGUUGUUAAAAUAAUACUUGACAAAGGGGAGGUAUUAUCAGGAAAGAUGUUUAUGUUCAAUGGUUUAACUUUAAUGCACAAAAUCGUGACGACCAAGAAGAGAAGUUUGGAGUGCACUUGCUGUGGAUCUUCAAAAUGA